Trematosphaeria pertusa is the source of this 210-nucleotide messenger RNA. RefSeq lists its product as uncharacterized. NCBI's taxonomy places the organism in Eukaryota, Fungi, Ascomycota, Dothideomycetes, Pleosporales, Trematosphaeriaceae. The coding region runs from base 1 to 210 and encodes 69 amino acids. The record is from RefSeq and is a predicted model, not a curated record. The transcript is spliced from 2 exons.
AUGCCCGUCUGGCAGUGGUACAAAGGGAUCGCGCCCAAGACUCGCGUCCUCGUCGGCGUCGGCAUCAUGGCAUACGCAGGCCUGGGGCUCGUUCUAUCGGACAAGGUAGAAGAGAAGCUAGGCCUGGUGCCCACGGAGAAGGAUAAAGAAGACUUGCGCAAGGCAAUACCGAAGGUCACACCGGUCGAGAAGGGGAAUAGGUGGGAAUAG